Messenger RNA from Aphidius gifuensis, 1686 nucleotides. RefSeq lists its product as uncharacterized. Lineage: Eukaryota; Metazoa; Arthropoda; Insecta; Hymenoptera; Braconidae. The transcript is spliced from 4 exons. The record is from RefSeq and is a predicted model, not a curated record. The coding region runs from base 110 to 1081 and encodes 323 amino acids.
UGAAGUAAGUAACGAGUUGUGUGAUUUUGGGCAUAUUUAUUUUUCGAUGCCUUCACAACGUUUUAAUUAAUUUUUAAAAUACAUAACAAAGAAGCAGGGAGAAUAUAAUAUGGACAUUGAGGAUAUGCCAACAUGCUCAUUAUACAUAUCUCGUAGUAAUCAUCAAAAUCAUAUUAAUACAUUGAAUAUAUGUCAAGAAAUAACGGAAUUACCAAAGACAAAAUUAGAAGAAGCAAUACGUUUAUCAUGUCCAACUGGUAAUUGGAAUACAAGUCAAACAUCUUGUGGAAUUAUUGUCACAUUUUCACUUGAAACUGAUGCUGAUCGACUUGUCCAACGAACAAAUCUUGCUGAAAUAUUUGAUGGCCCAGUUCAAGUUGCUCGUUUUUCAGCAAGAGAUUCCAGAUAUAGACAAUCUGUUUAUCUUCGUGAUGUACCAUGGGCUAUUCCUCUAGAAGAUCUCAGCUCAGCUUUAAAAAAACAAGGAAUUCCAACAGGAACAAUCGAGAGAUGUCGUCAAAACGUCAGAGUUGAAGUUCUUGAAGCAGCUCAUUUUGAGCAACUUCUUCGACAAGGUCUAGAUUUUUUUGGUGCAGCAAGAUUUAAUGCUAUUCCUGAACGACCAACAAUUUCAUGGCGAUCAAAUAAUCCAACUGGAGGACAAAAUCUUCCAAUUAUUAAUCAACAACAAUUUGGUACAUUACCAGGUAUUAAUAUUGAUGGUGCUGAUCAAUCAAAUGGAAAAAAUGAUGGAGUUUUACAGUGUUACCGUUGUCAAGGAUUUUGGCAUGUCGCUGCAAAUUGUCGACAUUUACCAAGAUGUGUUAGAUGUGGAGAACAGCAUAGUGUUGAAUUUUGUCCGAGACCACGAAGUAAUCCCAUAUGUUGUCAUUGUUCAGGUUCUCAUCAUGCAGCUUAUCGUCAGUGUCCAGUACGUCUCCAGCUUCUAAAUGCAACACCCGUUAGUAUAACUUUGAGCACAAACCGUGUUAUAGUAACUAGUCAGUACUCGUCAAAUUCUCAAGCAAAAUCUGAUACAUCACAAGGUCAGCAACCUCAAACAUCAACAGCAAUGCGUUAAAAUAAAAUUAUCAAUAUUAUCAAAAAAAUAUAAUCAAUAUUUUUCAACAACGGUAAUAAAUAUCAAAAUCAAAUGUGUAUAUCUUAUUGAUAAAAAAAAAAUAUUUAACAAGAUAACUUGGAUCAUCAAAACAACCGACAAAAUUAGAUUUUAAAAUUAUCUUUUUUUUUUAAUUCUAUAUCUAUUUUUUUUUUAAGUAUAUUUACAAAUUUAUAUAUUUUUUUUGAGUUUAUUAAAUCAUGAGUAUUCUAGUCCGGUAAUAUUACCUUGUAGCGAAAGCCGAUUUCUCUGAUAUGUAAUAUUAAUUAUAAUAAAAUAAUAUUGAAAUCGGUAUCAAUAAUUUUUUCUAAAAAUGACUUAUUUAUUAAAUCUUUUUUUUUUUCAUAAUUUAAUUUUAAAAAUAUUUUUUUAUAUUAACAAGACUUUCCAUUUUUAAUAAAAUUUUUUUUUUUCAUGCGAAUCAAGUUUUCUUAAUUUUUUGUUCAAUGAAUUUGUAUUUUAUUGACGAAAUAAAUGUUAUGCAUUUUUUUUUUCUUUUUUAUAAAUCCUUACAUGUAUAUUUUAAUAAAUAUAAGUAGAAAAAUUUGUCUAUAAUAAUAAAAAAA